Molecule: messenger RNA, 2062 nt
Organism: Acyrthosiphon pisum (pea aphid)
Lineage: Eukaryota; Metazoa; Arthropoda; Insecta; Hemiptera; Aphididae
Product: UDP-glucuronosyltransferase 1-1
Molecular function (GO): UDP-glycosyltransferase activity
Source: RefSeq, a predicted model, not a curated record
GUGAGCCGUUCCAUUCCGACGCGAGCUCACAGCAACGGUUUUGUGUCUAUUUUUGAGGAUCACUGAGAUAUCGACGAGUGUUCAAAUAUUGACCGAUGUAAUAUUAUAUUUCAAUUUAUAAUUAUUAUAUACAUGUGGUUGUAUUAUAAUAACGACCACCUUACUUCUUUUUCGAAAAAUGUCUUAUCAAGUUUCAAUAAUCAUCGCGAUUUUGACAAUCUCAGCUGGUAGCUGCGUUGUUCGUCCAAGCGCUGCCGGCGCGGAUAUAUUGGCGUUCUUCCCGUUGCCAGUUUACAGUCAUUUUUCUGGUUUCAAUCCGCUGUUCUUGGAAUUGGCGAACCGCGGUUACCGCGUGACCGUUGUCAGCCCGUUCUAUCCAAAAGGAGAUGUGCCGACCAAUUACCGACACGUACCCAUUCCAGAUGUGAAAAUCCAGAGAAUUCGCAAUCCACUGGAAAUCCGCCAUACAUAUCGGGUGACCAAUAUGAUCAACGUCAAGCAAGGUAUGAUGAAGAUGGUCACGCGGACUCUGGAGCUGAACGAGACUCGUGCGUUUCUCAACGACACUCGCUAUGCCUUCGAUCUGGUUUUGACCGAAUGCUGGUACAGCGACAUUUACCUGGCAGUAGGUCACAGAUAUUCUGCUCCGGUGGUGUGCCUGAGCCCGAUGGCUCCGUCAGUGACGCUCAGCCAAUCGCUGGGCGUGCCGGAUCAUCCCGCGUACGUGCCGUCGUUCUGGCUCCGGUACUCGGACUCCAUGUCGUUCGGCGAACGACUGUACAACGCGGCGAUCGCUGCCGCCGAGCUGAUCGUGUCUGAGGUCGCGUUCCGGUCAACGGAUCAGCAGAUGCUGGACGAUCUGUACACGUACCCCGGACACCGGAACUGCCCGCCACUAGACGCUCUCCGCCAAGCCGUUCAACUCACAUUGGUCAACGGCCACCACUCCGUGUCGUACGCCAGGCCGUAUCCGCCGAACGUGGUGCAAGUGGCCGGCAUGCACAUGCGGCCGCAGACGUCAACCACCGUUGACCGGAAAUUCAAAGCACUCCUCGACGGUGCAACCCAUGGGGCAAUUUACUUCAGUUUCGGAUCGAACAUAAAGAUGUCGGACCUGGAGGAACGUGAUGUCCAAGCAUUUGUCGAAUCGUUCAGGAAGCUCAAGCAAAUCGUGCUGUGGAAAUGGGAAAACGGCACCAUUGCUAACCUUCCCGACAAUGUGUACAUCGAUAAAUGGUUUCCACAACAAUACAUAUUGAGCCAUAAAAACUGUAAGCUGUUCAUCACUCACGGAGGAUAUCACAGUCUCGUGGAGGCCUUGCACUAUGGUUUGCCAUUGAUUGGAUUCCCGUUUUUUACCGACCAGUUCUACAACAUGAGGUUUGUCAUCGAAAACGGUUUCGGAAUAGAAAUCUUACUGGAAAACCUAAACGUAAAAAUCUUCGUCGAUGCUAUAGGAAAAAUCUUAUCUGAUAGAAGUUAUAAGAAGAACGCCCAAACAGCUUCCAAUAUAUUCUCAGACCUUCGUUCCGCAAUGGAUACCGCAGUGCAUUCGGUUGAAUACUUAAUCCGAAAUGGUGUGGCAGAUUACAAAUUGCCCACGUCCACGAGCUUGAAUCGAUAUCAAUAUUUUUUGAUCGAUGUUGUGGUUGUGAUUGGCGCUGUUGUAGCUUUAACCGCGUUAAUUUUAUAUAAAUCCAUCGGUUACUUAAGGAAAAUAAUUAAUUUAAACGACAAAAAGUCAAAAUAAAGUAAAGACACACGUACCUGCAUUAUUAUUAUAUCACAUUAUUAUUUAAUAGCACAAUAUUAUUUAAAAUAAAAUUGUGCAGUAAAUAGCUUUGAGAUGUAACGAAUUAUAUUUUUAAAUUAUUUUAAAAGUUAACACUGACGGACAGUAAGGAUUAUUAAUAAUUAUAAAAAGCAUUCCUAAAUUAGUCAAUGUUCUAGAACUGCUUUCCCAUUGCAUCAAAUAUAAUAUAUAUUAUAUAGUAGUUAGAUCUUUGGAAGUAGAUACGGAUGACAAAAAUGUUAAAAUAUAUCUAUAAUACCUACUGAUAAA